Durusdinium trenchii is the source of this 3888-nucleotide messenger RNA. NCBI's taxonomy places the organism in Eukaryota, Dinophyceae, Suessiales, Symbiodiniaceae. The record is from the annotation of a GenBank genome assembly.
AUGCUGUCGGGCCACUCGUCGUCUAGUUUGUCUGCCUUGAGAGUGGAACAUUUGUUGCGACAUCAGGCGGUCGCGUUACUGUCCUGUGCGCUACUGAGUAUAUCAGAGGAAAGGCGACGUGGGUGGCUGGUGUCGCUUGAUAGGGUUCAGCACCCAAACAGACAUGUUGGAAGUGGCUGCCCGUUUGUGGGAUGUGCACACAAGCAAAUCUGGCGCGAAUGGGACCUGAUGGAUGGUUACGAAGAUCGUGAAAAUGUUGGCGUCGCUGUGCUGGACAUACUCUGGGGCGCGAAGGCCUUGGUGGUGGACGAAGACGGAGAGUUGCGUCAGCGACGAGGCAAGCUGGAUGUCGCAGACGUGGUGUAUUUGAGCUGGAGAUAUGGUUGGGAGAGAUCCGCAGGAGGAGUGGACAUCUGUUCUUGGUCAGAGUGUUUUCCUGCAGCUCACUAUCAGAACAAGAAGUACGUGCAAUUUGCGUGGAUGCUGGUCACACAACUACUUCAUCCGCGCAACACACCUUCGUUACAAGCUCUUCGCGCCCGUCACAGCCCAGCGCUUGCGCGAGAACUGCGUGCUGCCAGGAGUGGUAUUUCGCCGGUGGUGGUACAGUUGGAACUGGAUAUACGGCAAUGGCAGGAAGAACAGCACUGCGCUCGACUACCGACUGCCGACGAAGACAGCGUCCUGCAUAGGCGCAUCGCGAACUACUGCAACAAGGAGAAGAGCGCGCGUUGUCGCUUGAUGCGAGCUGCAUAUCCUGCCGAUGUGGAGAAUAUUCAGGAAUUGAAGUUGGAUUGUUUGGAGGCCUCGGAUGACGGUGAUGGGUGUGUGAAGUGGAGAUCGGACGUAGAGAGGCAAAUGAUGCAGUCCAUUCCUGGGCGGCCUGAAGGUGAUGUGGUGAUGUUUCGUGCCACUGGACGCAGUACUGUUUUCUGGUGUACUGUCGACGUGGAUAUGGAUGGCGAGACAGCCAUGGUUGCGGAAAGGCCACACACCCAGACGGCCAAAGAAGUCUUUGCGCUGUUGGCCAAUGUAAACCUGAAGUUUGAGACCAAGUUGCGCAGAGCGGCACAGAUGUUGGCCUGCACACCCACCUUUACUGGAGUCGGUGGAGCGUUGUCGCGUUUAGUGUUUUACUCUCAGGAGGAGGAUAACGUGGAGAAACCGUUACAGCGGUUUCAGUGUCGUUUGCGCGACGUCGGCGCUACUGGAGAAAGAGCCUUCUUGGAUCAUGUUAUGGAGAAGCACAGCGGUGGCGUCACGAGCUUCGCCACACAGCGUCGCUUGAUGGAGAACGCAGAUGAGAGGCUCAGACAACCGGAUCAAGGAGGCCGCUUCGAGACGGGCUGCGUGGUAUGCCCGCGUAGCCUUUGGCGAGAGCAGCUGAAGAUGUUGAUUUUGUUCCAAGAUCCUACGGGCAACUCCGAGCUGGGGGAGAGUGCAGUGGAGGCAAUUACGCCUGGACAACAGGAGCGCUUACGUCGACUUCUCGGGGUGGAGACAUACAGUCGACGCUGGCCCCACAUUCCGGCGACGGAAUUGCGCGCGUCUGCUGUGGAGCAUCCGUAUUGCACGGGGGGGCACCUGCUGUUGGUCGGUAUGGAGGGUCACCGGAGUCAGGCCACGAAGGUUGAAGAGCACGGCGUCGAUUUGGAUUGGGCGGUGGAGAUGCCGCAGUUGCCGAGCGCGGCGUCGAUGCGGCGCAUUGUCGCUCGCGACCCCGUGGCCCAAGCCCGCUGUUUUGCUUUCAUGAUGGACAUCUUUUGUGAAGAAGUUCUGGGCAUUCUUCCUCCCUUGAGAAAAGGAAGUUAUCGUGUGGGUGCGCCGGCCCGCCGGCUACCUUCGAAGAUGGCUGUUCAACGUUAUCAAUACGAUUCUCAACUGGCACUGUCGCAGCAACUCCAUUGUCCGACGGAGCCCCUACCGCUGAGUGAACGCCAGCGAUCGGAGUGCGGCCAUCAAUAUGAGACCAUCGCCUUGGUUCCCACAGAACCAGAUGGACAUGAAGUGGAAGCGUUGAAAGGAGGUGGAUCUCUGGCCGCCAAGCUUUUGACGUUGACGGGCUGUUAUGCAUCCUUGCGACCGAAGUAUCUGCGACGCAGUGAGCGUGCGGUGGGAGAUGCUGGAAUGUCCAACCCGGUCGCACAAACGGUGAUGCGAUGCAAUGUGGACGUGAAGUACAUCGGCCGCACCUUCGCAGAGGCUGACCUCUUGACAUUCUGCGAUGGCACGGUGCACGAGGAGCUGGGACUUGAAGUUCCUGUUUCUGCAUCUUCUCCGUCGGGACUGUCCGGGAGUGGAUUGCAGGAGAUGGAACUUCAGGGCCCGGCUCCAAGUUCUACCGCUCGCACAGCGCAGGCUGCGACAGAGACCCCGAGCAGUACAGUCGCUGGAUCGAGCUCCGACCUGCCACACGUGGAGCAAGCCCUUGCUACUGGGUUGGAUGGCGGAGAGUCGUUGCCGAAGAAAGGACGCACCGCCCGUGCAUUGGACACUGAGCCGACAAAGAUGCGGGCCAUGAGAAAGGCGCUGCAACGCAUUCUGGUGGAUCUUUCAAGGGACGUGCAAGAUGUUGGCUUUUACACUGGUGAAUAUGCUUUGAAGAAAUUUCAAAUUUCGCGGAGCAUGCUGCCUGAAUUGCAGGAGGACAUGGAGAAUGUCUUGCAGCAGAAACCGCAUUUGAAGAGCGCUCCUUUGGACGUGGUUGAAGAUCCUGAAGGACAGGGACCAGUGGCUGUGGAUGAGAUUGCUGAUGUUAUGGAGGAGGAAGGUGAAGCACGCGCCGUCCACCAGGAGGUGAGAGCAGCAGAUGACAACGUAGUGGUACCGGCGAACUUGCAUCUAAUAGCUGAUGUGGAAGUGCAAAAAUAUGCUGCUCACAUGUUGGGACUGUCGUCUUAUCCUUUUCCGACCUGCGCUGGGGAUUGUCGUCUAUCACAUCGAUGCUUUGCUUGCCACACCAUGGUGGAGGAUGACAAGGAAGGCGUGCUCCGCGCGCGCUUCUCAACGCACUGGACGCGGUGGAAGGCUCACAUGUCGCUGUGGAGAGGCUCGGCGGAGGAAAGAGUCUUGGCGGGCUUGUCGGCGCCAGUGAUUAGAGAUGUUGCAGGGGUGCGUCCAUACUUGAUGGCCGCCAAGGAUGCCAAUGUUGCUUUUCGGUACCUGGAGCAGAUGUUCUUCAGAGCGGCAGGAGUGGAUUAUCGCUUUCAUGAUGUACUGCGCAUCUGCGAGCGCGUGGGCUGGUACGCGGAGUUGUCGGCGCCGUCUUGGUUGGAACGCUUCGAGCAGCACCACGCUGCUCGUCGUUUGAGUAGCAGUCGUCGCAGAGCAGAGCGCUUCGCGCUUAUGACUUCUUUGGACAAGGUGGAGGAUCUGGAAGACGACACAGCACCCCCGGACAUAGAAGGAGAUGACGUCGAAGACGAUUUGUGUCUGCGUGAGGAGCUGGAGAACUUGGAAUGUGCACAGUGGCCGGUUGAUGGGAACUCUCUGCACGAGGCAAUGUUUCGAGAAGAGGAAUGGAUGAAGGUUCUGGGUGUUCCAGAUGCGAGAACUGAUUUGGGCAUCAAGAACAGUGCGAUUUCUGGGCUGGAUCGCAACUGGACAUCUGCUGAAGCUCAGCAAUUCUUGAUGCUGCAAAAACAGUAUUUGGAAUUCUGUGUGGGAGGCACUGGAGAUGAUGAUGAUGAUGAUGAGAUGGCAGUGGACCAUGGGUUUCAGCCUUUGCAGGAGAUGGAAGAUGCGUUUUUGGCGAAGCUGAACGAAAAGAACAUGGGUCCAUCUGAUUAUGCGGCUGCCUUGCUGGUGGAACACAGCUUGAAUCGUCAACAGAUUUUAAAAAUUUGGCGAUCGCUCCCAUUGCUUGGGUUAUGGAGCAGAUGUGGGUGA